AUGUCAUAACCCCACCUUAAAUUAUACGGAAAUAUACUUUGUCCUUAUGUACAAAGAGUGAGAUUUGCUUUGGAAGCCUUGAAACUUUAAUACGAUUAUGUAGAAAUAGAUUUGUUAGCUAAAAAGCAUUUAUAAGAAGAAUAUCUUGCUAUUAAUCCCUUGGGAUGUGUCCCAACAAUUAACAUUAAUAACUCAAAUGUUUAUGAAAGUCUUGUCUUGCUAGAGUUCCUCGAAGAGUAAUUUGGAAAUGUUUUCCCAAAAGAUACUAUAAAAAGAGCUCAGCAGAGAAUAUGGGCAAACUAUUAUGAUUAAAAUGUGAUUGGAAAUAUUUGGGAUGUAUUCUAAGUCUACAAGAGCAAGGACGAAGAGGGCUUAAAAAAGUUGGCCAAUAAACUUGCAGAAGAAAUCAGGUACUGGGUUAAGCAAACUAAAUUAUCAGAAAGAGUAAAGGCUAACCCUAAAACUUUCUAUGAAGGUGAAUAACUUACCUAUGUUGACUUUGCUGUCGUUCCUCAUACAAGAUACUUAGAAGAUAUUGUUCGUGUCACAUUCAACAAAUAAUUAUUUGAUUUGGUUGAAAAUGAUGAUCUAAUUAAAGAUUUUAGAACCUACAUUAACAACGUAACCUCUUCUGAAGCUUAUAAUAGAAUAACCCAUAAGCUUCCAUCAUUACCAGCCCACGGAGAAAACUCCCUCCUUGAUAGCCUUAACUUUACUCCCGAAACUUAUGACUACAGUAAACUCGUAAGAGCUUAUCUUUCCAAAAGAUUUGAAUCCUGA
Molecule: messenger RNA, 780 nt
Organism: Tetrahymena thermophila SB210
Lineage: Eukaryota; Ciliophora; Oligohymenophorea; Hymenostomatida; Tetrahymenidae
Product: glutathione S-transferase, amine-terminal domain protein
Exons: 2
Cellular component (GO): cytoplasm
Source: RefSeq, a predicted model, not a curated record